GCUUGAAUUGUCUCGCACUAACGGAGCUGCUGCUCUGGGAAGCUUCACACGAGAGAAAAGGAACACGAGCUGUGACCAAAGCAGUCUCGAUUUUAGAUCCUGUUUUGUAGGCUCACCGACGGAAACUCAUGCUACCGCCUUCCUGAGCGCGAAGGGCUUCGUUUAUUUUUAUUUUUUUUGUUUUUAUUCUUGAUAGUUUUUGCUUUAACCACCCAGCUUUGUCCGUCGCAGUCACGGUUGUGGUGGGGUUGCUGAUUUUUUUAUUUACUAAUCGUUGUGGAAUAUGGCUCAGCAUGGACAUCCUUAUGUAGCCAGUUCACAAAAAGCACUAUUGCUGGAGAUGAAAAGUCUCCAAGAGGAGCCAGUCGAAGGAUUUAAGAUAACUUUGGUGGACGAGUCGGACUUGUACAACUGGGAAGUAGCGAUUUUCGGACCCCCCAACACUCACUACGAGGGUGGCUAUUUUAAGGCUCGGCUCAAGUUUCCUGUUGACUACCCUUACGCUCCACCUACUUUACGCUUCCUCACCAAAAUGUGGCAUCCCAACAUCUAUGAGAAUGGGGAUGUGUGUAUCUCUAUCCUGCAUCCACCAGUGGACGAUCCACAGAGUGGAGAGCUGCCUUCAGAGAGGUGGAACCCCACCCAGAAUGUCAGGACCAUCCUGCUCAGUGUCAUCUCUCUGCUGAAUGAACCAAACACAUCUUCCCCAGCCAAUGUGGAUGCAUCUGUCAUGUACCGCAAGUGGAGGGAGAGCAAGGGCAAAGACGGAGAAUACAUCGAGAUUAUAAGGAAGCAGGUGCUGGCUACCAAAGAUGACGCAAAGCGGGACGGCGUCAAUGUUCCCGUCACGUUGGCUGAAUACUGCGUCCGCACCAAACUUCCCCCAACAGAUCACGGCUCCAACCUUUUAUGCGACGACCCCUGUGACUCCUAUAACUCGGAUGACGAAGACGAGCUGGAUGAAGACGACGACGACGAUGAUGACAUUGAGGGCCAUUUCUAUGACGACAACGACUCUGGCACUGAGGAUUCCUGACCGUGUGGCGUCAUCCACCUCCUCUCCCACCCCUGACCAGUUUCCACCUACACACACGCCUCCCCUCUUCUGUCACAGAUUAGACUUUAACUCCUCCACCUUCUGUUGCGUACAGUCACGGUAUGCACACUAAAACCUGAUUCUGUGAGGAAAAGAAAGCUGCAGAGUUGUUUUUGAUUGUUUCAUACAUUAUAUAUAUUUUUUUCAUUUGUUGUAAGAGUAGAAGUUAGACACAAGAUGAACACAAACA
Nematolebias whitei (Rio pearlfish) is the source of this 1286-nucleotide messenger RNA. Its product is annotated as ubiquitin-conjugating enzyme E2 R2. The coding region runs from base 284 to 1036 and encodes 250 amino acids. The transcript is spliced from 5 exons. Gene Ontology annotation, molecular function: ubiquitin conjugating enzyme activity. Lineage: Eukaryota; Metazoa; Chordata; Actinopteri; Cyprinodontiformes; Rivulidae. Gene Ontology annotation, biological process: ubiquitin-dependent protein catabolic process; protein polyubiquitination. The record is from RefSeq and is a predicted model, not a curated record.